This is a messenger RNA of Paramecium sonneborni, 2122 nucleotides long. NCBI's taxonomy places the organism in Eukaryota, Ciliophora, Oligohymenophorea, Peniculida, Parameciidae. The record is from the annotation of a GenBank genome assembly.
AUGCUAUUAAAUUUUAAUGAAGAAGAUUUUCCAGCAAAACUUGAGGGUGUUAGUAGAAAUGAUAAGGAUUUGGAAGAUUAGGAGGAAGAGAUUUCAUUUACUUUGGAAAAAUUUAUUGCUCUCUCAGAUAUUUAAUCUUAGCAUGAGAAUUGUAAAUCUUAAACUGCAGAUAAGAUUUAUUUAACUAUAUUAAAGGAUUUAGAAUAACAACAAACAGAAAUAAAAUCAUCAUCUAUAUUUGAAAUUUUAGAUUUAAAAACUCCCUAUAAAGUGAAAGAGUUUUUAGUAUUUAAAUUAAUUCGAUUUUAAUAAAGUGUUUAAGAGGAUUGUAUUACUUAAUUUUCAUCCAAAUUUCUUUAAUAUUUAUGGAUAUUUGAAAAAGAUCAAAGAGUAAGAAGUUUAUUAACAAAUAAAGAAUUAAUUGAAAUGUAAAAAUAAUUAUUCUCCUCAAAUUUACAAUCUUCAGCUGAUUAAAUAAAGUAAGAGAUGAAAUCAAGAAUAAAUAAUCUUGAAAAUUUGUAAUAGGAAAUUAAAUUAGAAGGAAAUUUAACAAUAAGAGAAUAGCUUUAAAAGAAAUUAGAAAUAGUGUAUGAGGAACUCGAUUAAUAUGUCGACAAUUUGUCUGAAAUGUCUUAAAAGAUGGAAAUGAGUUUAUUGUUUCUAAAAGACAUAUAAAAAGAUGUAAAAUCAAUCAAGAAUUAAAUGGAAAAUUUAUAAAACUAUUUAAAUUAGAUAGGGAAUGAUAUAAGAAAGUUGAGAGGUAAGAAUUAUGAUGAAUUAUUGGAAAUAAGAAAAUAAAAGAUUCUAUAAUAAUCCAAGAUGUUUGAAAUUGAUUCUAUUUAUGUAUCAGUAAAAACAAUAGAAUUUGAUCCAAUAUGUGGUGAUAUUAAAAAAACAUAAUAAGGCUAAUAAAUAUCAUAAUUACUAAAUGAUGCUUUAAAUAAUUUUGAUGGAGAAAAGAAUGAAUUUAUUUGGGAUGAAAAAGAAAUGAAAGAUGUGAUGUUAUUAUCAGGUAAUGCUGGAUCUGGGAAGAGUAGAGCAGCCAGAAAAAUUGAAGAAUUUAUUUGGAAUUAACAUGGGAAAUUAUCAUCAUGGAUACCAAUUUAUGUAUCUCUUCCAAAUUUAAAAAACCCUGAAUAUAAUUUAUUUGAAUAAGCUUUAGAAUCUGAGAAUUAUGGAUUUGAUAAACUUUAAAUAAAAGAGUAUAAAGAAGCUAUAUAAAAUAGAUAAGAAUUCAUUUUAAUGAUAUUGGACAGUUAUGAUGAGAUGAAAUAGGAUUGUAUUUAAUAGAAUCUUAAACUGACUAAUAAACUUAUCUCAGAUCUAAAUAAUGAUCAAUCAUAAAGAUAACUUAAAGUAAUCAUCACAACAAGAAAAGAGAUACUGAAUAUUUUUGGAUAUUAAACAUGGUUUUAUGGAGAGAGUCUUGAAAGUUUGAAAGAAGUUUAAUUAUAAAAUUUUGAUUAAGAUUAAAUAAAAGAGUACUUAAGAAAAUAUGUUGAAUUAAGCGUAAGAAGAAAGAUAAAACAAAUCUAUGAAUUUGUAAAGUAAGUGUAAAAUUCAACUUUUGAUCUAAAAGAGUUUUAAGAAAUUUGGCAUCUUAUUGAGAAAUAAGUAAAAUCUGCAUCAGAAGACGAUAUAAAAACACAUGAUGUAAUUUUUAGAAAAUAAGAUUUAGAAAGUUUACUGCAAAAAGUUACAUCUCAUAACACUUUAAAAUGUUUAAAAAAAUGAACAUAUUAGUGCUUUAAGAAAGGAUUUAGAACCAUUAUGGAGCGUAAAUAAAUUUGAAAAGGCUAUAAAAAAUGUUGGUAUUUUAGAUCUUUUAACUACACCAUUCAUGUUAGAAAUAAUAGUAUAAGUUUUGCCAAAUAUGACAUAAUCGUAUAAAGGAUCAAUAGAAACAAAGAAUUUAUUUAUUUAAAACUAUAUAAAAAUAAUUAAGAAAUAGAAAUUAUCAUAAUAAUUAAGAAACAUAGAUACUUAGAAUUAAGAUUUGUUAAAUCAAACAGAAAAAAAUUAAAGUUAGUCAAAGUUAGAUUAUGAUGACGUUUAACAAUUAGAUUAAAAUUAUUAAGAAAAAUUCAAGUAGAUAAUCUUGAAAAAGAUAUACUUAAAAUGA